ACUUGAAUCAUGUAAAAUCUAUAUAUACAAAUAUAAUAGCCCUACAUGCAUACAUGUAUCUAUCUCCUAAACAUUAAUUAAGGCAACAAACAAAACCAUGAUCCCUCCAAAUCUCUUCCUUCAUCCCUAAUAAAGCAAAUUGCAUCCCCCCUACCCCUACCCCCACCCCCUCCCAGUAAACCAGACCAAAAUAAGGAAUAAAAAUAACACCACAAGGCUCAACUUCAUCAACCAAAGCUUCUGGUUUUCUGCUAUUCAAAACCCCAUAUCCUCAGCAGCAAUAAAAGGGCCUAUUCUCAGUUUCAAGAUUGGAUUUUGAGGAAGAAAGAAAGAAGAAGAAGAAAAAAGCAAUCUUGAAAAUUAACACAUACACGACAGAGGAAAGAAGAGCAAAAAAGAAAAGAUUUUGGACAGCCAAAACUGUGCAAAUUAAAGAAACUUGUGUUUCUUGCUUCCUCAAUCUGCAUUAUCAUCAUCAAAGCAGACAAGAUACAAUUCAGCUGAAUUUGCAGUUGAAGAACAGGAAAGAUCCAAUUUUUACACCCAAGAUCCAAGGAAAUCUUGGAUUGAGAUUGAGUAGAGAAAGAAAAAAUAGAGAUAAAAAAAUCCCAUUUCAAUGAAUUCGGAGCAUCCUAGGUCGAGACCAGCAUUGUCGAAGGAGCUGAUCAAUCUCCAAGAUCAGUAUUUGAAUAGCAUCAAGGAUGUAAGAAGAUCAAGAAAUGGAUAUUUGGAAGUGAAGAAGAUGGAUUAUGAUCAUCAUCAUCAACGGCGCUCAUUGAUCUCACAAGGGCAUGGGAAGAGGAUUUUUCGUUACUUCACAUUGGAGUCGUUGCUUCUGCUGGUGUGCCUCACGGUGUCGCUGCUGGUGCUGCCGGUGGUGCUGCCGCCGCUGCCCCCGCCGCCCUUCUUGCUGCUGCUGCUGCCCAUCUUCAUCCUCGCCUUGCUCAUGCUCCUCGCCUUCAUGCCCUCGGGCGUCCGAGAAGUCGCCCACGCUUAUGCCUAGUCAAAGGUCUCGAGUUCGAAUCUCAUCGAAUAUUUGUAUUUUGUUUUGAAUAUAUGUUUAGUGUAUAAUCUUCUUUUUCUCUUGAAGUAGAUUUUUGGUCACUUGUAUCCAUGGAUGUAGUUGCUAGUUACAAGUAUUGAGAAUUGAAUCAAGAUCGAAUGAAUAAAACGGCACUAUUGAAUUAAAUUGGUUAAAA
Salvia miltiorrhiza (redroot sage) is the source of this 1199-nucleotide messenger RNA. RefSeq names its product protein AUXIN-REGULATED GENE INVOLVED IN ORGAN SIZE-like. Gene Ontology annotation, biological process: positive regulation of organ growth. Bases 617 to 1003 code for a protein of 128 amino acids. NCBI's taxonomy places the organism in Eukaryota, Viridiplantae, Streptophyta, Magnoliopsida, Lamiales, Lamiaceae. The transcript is spliced from 2 exons. The record is from RefSeq and is a predicted model, not a curated record.